AUGCCAAAGGCUGCAGCGCCGUUGCCUCCGGCGCCUCCAAAAUUACCAACCGCCCCGAUGCCUACAAAGGCACCUGCGACUCCGCCAACCGAUGAGCUGAAAGCGGAAACAGUUGCGCCGGCAGCCAAAGCACCUACACCAGUAUCUACACCUCCGCCGUCAGCAACACCCCCGGCAGCGCCACCGCCCACAACUGCACCAAUCCCACCCGCUGCGCCCCCACCAGCUGCCAAAACACCACCGACAGCAACCAAAACUCCACCGCCAGCAGCACCGCCACCGCCAGCAGCAGCACCGCCACCGCCAGCAGCAGCACCGCCACCGCCAGCAGUGCCGCCACCGCCAGCAGCCGAAGACGAGCCCACACCAGCUGAGUCUCAAACCGAGACAUCUGCUUCGGAUGCUCCUGCGUCUGCAUCAUCUUCUGACUCAAAGAAAACCGAGGCGAAAGAGAAGAAAGGCUUCGGCUGGCUGCUGAACAGGAGCAAGUCGGCGCAGGCACCACUCUUGGCAGAGCUUCUGCAGGAGAAGGACUCCAGUGAUGGUGAGCUGGCUGCUCAGAUGCCCUAA
This is a messenger RNA of Symbiodinium sp. CCMP2456, 570 nucleotides long. The record is from the annotation of a GenBank genome assembly. NCBI's taxonomy places the organism in Eukaryota, Dinophyceae, Suessiales, Symbiodiniaceae.